Messenger RNA from Diabrotica virgifera virgifera (western corn rootworm), 2670 nucleotides. Its product is annotated as zinc finger protein 271-like. The record is from RefSeq and is a predicted model, not a curated record. Gene Ontology annotation, cellular component: nucleus. The transcript has 2 exons. Gene Ontology annotation, biological process: regulation of transcription by RNA polymerase II. NCBI's taxonomy places the organism in Eukaryota, Metazoa, Arthropoda, Insecta, Coleoptera, Chrysomelidae. The coding region runs from base 100 to 2400 and encodes 766 amino acids. Gene Ontology annotation, molecular function: DNA-binding transcription factor activity, RNA polymerase II-specific; RNA polymerase II transcription regulatory region sequence-specific DNA binding.
GGCUUGAGAUUUUGCUGAUUUUGAGUUUUUUGAGAUAAAUUAAGCAUCAUUUUAGAAUUAGUUUGGUAAAUAUAUUUCUGUUCAAGGUAAAUCUGGUAAAUGGAAGUAAAACAAGAGUUUAGUGAAAAGCUGUGUAAAAUUGAAACAGUAGAUUAUGAGAUGGAUAAUUGUUUUUCGGAUAGUGUUAAAAUUGAGGCUAUGGAAGAACCCAAGGAAGAAAGUACGCAUAAUACAUUGGAUUAUUUAGACUUAAAUAAAAUCUUCAUAAAGACUGAAAUAGAACAAGAUGAUACACCUCAGAUAUUUGAAGAGAAACAAAUGAAGGAGGAAGGUUUUUCAUGUGAAGAUAUAAAAUCUGAGCCAAGUAAUACAUUAAAACAAGAAGAUGAUGGAAGUAGUCAAUUGAACCCGUAUUUAACUGACGUCAUGAAAGUGAACACCACAGAAAAACCUUUUAUAUCAGAAAUUGUUUCUGAACCGUCUACAACAAAGCCUGUUUUAAAAACACGUGAAAGAAUGCUCAACAGGAAAAGACGUUUAAGGUGUAAAAUAUGCAACCAACAAUUUUUACAGCAUUCCAGAUUAAAAGAACAUAGUAAAGUGCACACUGGAGAAAAACCAUUUACAUGUAAAAUUUGCACGAAACAAUUUUCAAGGAUUUAUGAUUUAAAUAGACAUUUAACAGUUCAUACUGGUGAAAAACCAUUUGUGUGUGAAGUUUGCAGCAACCAGUUUUUAACGAGUUCUCGUUUAAAAAGACAUUUAAGAGUUCAUACUGGCGAAAAACCAUUUGCAUGUGAAAUAUGCAACAAAAAAUUUUCACGAAGGUAUCGUUUAAAAAAACAUACAGCAUCACAUUCUGUAGAAAAACUUUUUGCAUGUGAAGUUUGCACCAAACAGUUUUCACGGAGUUCCGAAUUAAAAGUGCAUUUAAGAGUUCACAAUGGAGAAACCCUUUUUGCAUGUGAAAUAUGCAACAAACAGUUUUCACGGAGCUCCGAAUUAAAAGUGCAUUUAAGGGUUCACACUGGAGAACAUCUAUUUGCAUGUAAAAUAUGCAACAAACAGUUUUUAAGGAGUGCUGAAUUAAAAAUACAUUUAAGGACUCAUACCGGUGAAAAACCAUUUUCAUGUGAAAUAUGCAACAAAGAGUUUUCGCAAAGUUCUAAUUUAAGCGCACAUAUGGUAGUACAUUCUGGAGAAAGACAGUUUAAAUGUGAAAUUUGCGCCAAACAGUUUUCACGGAGCCACCACUUAAAAGUGCAUUUAAGAGGUCACACUGGAGAAAACCCAUUUAAAUGUGAAAUCUGCAUGAAACAAUUUUCAAGGAGUUAUGAUUUAAAAAGACAUUUAAGAGUCCAUACUGGUGAAAAACCAUUUGCGUGUGAAAUAUGCAACAAACAGUUUUCACGAAGGAUUCGUUUAAAAGAACAUACAGUAUUACAUUCUACAGAAAAACGUUUUGCCUGUGACAUUUGCACUGAACAGUUUUCAAUGAAAUCCGAAUUAAACAUACAUUUACGAGUUCAUACUGGGGAAAACCCAGUUGCAUGUGAAAUGUGCAACAAACAAUUUUCAAGAAUUUAUGAACUAAAGAGACAUUUAAGAGUGCACUCUGGCGAAAUUUCAUGUGAAAUUUGCAAGAAGCAAUUUUCCAGCAAUUAUGAGUUAAAAAGACAUUCAGGAGUUCAUACUGGUGAAAAACCAUUUGCAUGUGAAAUAUGCAACAAACAGUUUUCACAAAGAUAUCGUUUAAAAGAACAUAUAGUGGUACAUUCUGUAGAAAAACGUUUUGCAUGUGAAAUAUGCAACGAACAGUUUUCACAGAGUUCCGAUUUAAAAGUGCAUUUAAAAGUUCACACUGAAGAAAACCUAUUUACGUGUGAAACUUGCAUGAAACAAUUUUCAAAGAGUUAUGAAUUAAAAGUACAUUUAAGAGUUCAUACCGGUGAAAAACCAUUUACAUGUGAAAUAUGCAACAAACAGUUUGCACAAAGUUCUAAUUUAAACGCACAUAUGACAGUGCAUUCUGAAGAAAGACUAUUUACAUGUGAAAUUUGCAAAAAACAGUUUUCACGGCAUUGUUACUUAAAAGAACAUGCAAGAGUGCACACUGGAGAAAAACCAUUUACAUGUGAAAUUUGCACGAAACAAUUCUCAAGAAGUUAUGAUUUAAAAAGGCAUUUAAGAGUUCAUUCCGGUGAAAAACCAUUUGCAUGUGAAAUAUGCAAAAAACAGUUUUCACGAAGCUCUCGUUUAAAAGAACAUACAUUAUUACAUUUUGCAGAAAAACGUUUUACAUGUGAAAUUUGCACUGAACAGUUUUCGAUGAGAUCCGAAUUAAAAAUGCAUUUAAGAGUGCAUACUGAGGAAAACCAGUUACCUGUGAAAUUUGCCUGAAUCAAUUUUGAAGAAGUUUUGAAUUAAAAAGACAUUUAAGAGAUCAUACCCGUGAAAAACCGUUUACAUGUGAAAUAUGCAACAAACAGUUUUUAACGAGUGCUGAAUUUAAAAUACAUUUAACACUUUCGCUGCUGACUUUUUUCUAGAGGUGUUACCCAGUUGCGACAAUAUCUUUUUUCCAAAAUAUUAUUAAUUUGUAAUUAAUAUUAGAAUAUAAAAAUAGUAGUAAGUUAAUUAAAUAAAGUGUAUAUUUAUUUAUAAAAUGUG